ACAUUAGAGAGCUCCAUUCGUUGAGCGCCAUUUUCAGGAACCGCCCUGCUAUGUGUAACAGCACAAUUUGCCUCUUGUACAGUCGAUAUCAUAAUGGCGACUGGAAAAUCAAUCGAUUCAACUCUGAAAAGGAUAAGCAAGAAUCACUUGGAAUGCAGCAUUUGCCAGGAGCGAUACGACCGGCCCAAGAUACUACCAUGCCUCCACAGUUUUUGCGAGAAAUGUCUGAAUGAAUACUGGACGAGCAGGCAUCGUGGCGUGCCGAAAAUUCCUUGUCCAGUGUGCCGUCAAGAAACAGUACUACCAGAGAAGGGCGUGUCCGGCCUCAAAACGAACUUUUUCAUUACGAGUCUGAUGGAAGACGUCACACUACAAGAUCAAGUGGCAGAUGACACGCACGCACUGACGUGCGACACUUGCGACACAGGCGAGGCGACCCACCGCUGCCUGGACUGUUCAAAGAACAUCUGUGCUGGCUGCUUGCGGUGUCACAAGCAGUUCCCAGAUUUACUGCACCACACGGUCGCUUCUCUGGAGGACAUCCGGCAGGGGAAAGUCACGGCCAAAAAGACAAAACGAGAGGGUUAUUCUGAGUGUGAGAAGCAUGCGGGAGAGAUGAGGCGAUUCUUCUGCAAAAGGUGCGAAGAGUUGAUUUGCAGAGAUUGCACGGUGAUAGACCAUCCUAAAAACGAAGGACACGAGUAUGAUGACUUGAAGGCUGCUUCCUCCAAGUUGCGUCAGGUGUUCACAGACCUCCUGCCCAGAUUGACUGGAAGGGAAAAACUGCUCCAAGACGCCCUAACAUUUGUUCAGAAAGUGAAAGAAAAGCUUGAAAACAAUGCCUCAAGGGCGAUGCAGAAGGUAAGAGACACCGCUGCUACUAUGAAAGCUGAAAUCGACGCCGAGGUGGAUGGGAUUAUGGAUGAAAUAGAAAAUGUCAUAUCAAAUCGAAACGCGGUAAUUGACGGCAUGGAAAAAGACGCCCAAACACUGUUGUCUAGGAGUAAGCAUUCCCAUGAGCUCGCGCGGGACAUCACGAGCCACUCAUCAGACAGUGAUUUUCUUUCCCUGUAUCCUGAAAUCAAGCGAAAUUUGCAGGCCCUCGGUACUGCUAGUCCUCCAAAGGUUGAUCAAGAGCUUUCCGCACUCACGGUCAUUUUAAGGCCCGUUAACUUCAGGGGUUUAUGGCAACUGCAGCUUAAGGAAUGCCAGUUUCCAGUUCGUCGGGAAAACAGAAUUGUCACACAACCACGUCCCUAGCGGAAUAUUGACACGGAUUAGGUAUAGGUCUGAAUGGAUUUUUUUCAAUCUUUAUUUUCUUGCAUUGAUACAUGGGCGUCAAUCAGUGGGGAACGGGGGGGGGGCGUGUCCCCCUACACUUUCCAAAUGGGGGGAAUUGUUGUCCCCCACACUUGUUUCGAAACCUAAAUGAAAAGGUAUACUUAUUUGAUCCUGUAUCUCAGACAAGCUCAUUAAAUGGCCCCUAACAUAAUACAUACACAUGUAAGAAGAAAAAAUUACCUGAAAAAUUAAACAAAUGUUGCCAAAGCAUUUGUUACGCCUGCAUGGCUAAAGUAGCCAGAAGUUGUCUCAGAUCACACCGCAGAGCAUCUACACUCCAAAAGUUUCGGGGGCCUUUGAGCGGGCCCCGGACCCCAUGCCGCUCAAGGCUUGGCGCUUCGCGCUUGCAUUUGUUCUGAUCAGGGCUAUGACCCCCCCCCAUUUUCAAAACGGAUUGACGCCUUGCAUUGAUAGCUGUGAAUUGCUUUGAGAUAAUGGCAUUUAAUACGUAUGGAAGCAAUUCAUAUAAAUAUUUAUAAAUCGAUUAGUACUUGUAAAGGUAUCAUUGAUAAACUUUCGGAUGGAAAUUUGAAAUUCCAUAAAUUGAAAUAAUUGAAAUCUUUGUGAAUACAGUUAAGAGUCAACAAAUAUAUGUACAUAAACAAGUGACUUUGACCGUAGCCUAAAAGGAAAAACAGAGCAACACAAAUACCUAACUCUCAGUGAUUGUACCUGCUGAAAAGCAAUCAACAGAGAGUUGAUUAUAAUCCAAGCUUGCUUAGCAAAUCAUCUUUAUGCUUGUCAAAUUUCUAUGAUUAUUUCUGCUGUAUGAAUUUUGGCAAAUGAGGCCACGUUACUUGUAUAAGUGCAUUUAGCUCGUUUGUCCGCCAACUGUACACUGCCAUACUGUGAUCUAACUUUGAUAAUGGCCUUGUUAAGCAACGAUUUUAAAUGCUUAGACUGAACCUAUAAGAGUUAUUAAUGUACAAUCUUAAUCAUUAGGUUGGCUUUCUGUGCGUUCAUAUCUGUAAAUUUCAAAAUAUAAAAAGUUUGUGUAUAUUAAAGUUUAUGUUUUUUAUCAGCAGCUUUCAAUACAAAAACUUCUAAGAAGAUUAUUUACCCAUUAAAAUUUCUCUGCUCUCUACGAGCUUGCAAACACUGGAUGCAUACUCCUUAACUUUUUGCGACCUUCAUCCUUACCUCAUUUCCAUAAACGUAUUUUCCACUUAUUUUGCACAUUAAUUUAGUGUGAUUUGAGGGCUGUGAAUGAGCAAUACCAUAGGCGGUAGAUAUUGUCCAUGAUUCAGGGCUUCAGUCGGAAACAAAAAUGAGCACUGUGAACCUUGCAUAAGACCGUACAUGUAUUUUGAAUUUGUAGGAGUUGCUUCGAGCAAAUGGGCCUGUUCCAAAGGGCUAUUAAUGGGGGAAGGGGGUGUCUGCCUCUUGCAGGAUGUCUGACAUUGGUAACCGUAAGAUCCAGGUAUCUUCUCUGGUUUUCACUUGAGCUUGUUUGGAAAUAACGAUGGAAGUAUUUCUUGGAUUUUCUCA
This is a messenger RNA of Acanthaster planci (crown-of-thorns starfish), 2829 nucleotides long. Its product is annotated as E3 ubiquitin-protein ligase TRIM56-like. The record is from RefSeq and is a predicted model, not a curated record. Lineage: Eukaryota; Metazoa; Echinodermata; Asteroidea; Valvatida; Acanthasteridae. Gene Ontology annotation, molecular function: zinc ion binding.